AUGUCUAGCGGCGACAGUGAAAUUGAUGUGAUAAAGACACGAAUAUCUACUUGUGAUGCUGUGGACAAGGAGGAUAGCACUGUACUUUAUGCAUUUGAACCAAACCCUGCCUGUGUAAAGAAUGAAGCAGCUUUUAUGUCUGAGGCAGUGGGCCCCAAGGAGCAGCCCAAAACAGUGGUGGAUGUCCUGAGCCAUUGCCAGGUUAUAUAUGAUGCCAUUCAAAGCCUGGAAAAGAAGUGUGAUGUCAUUCAUGGAAAGAUCUCAAAAAUCCAUCGUCGGCGUUCCAGGAUGUUUUGGUACAAUCGUAAGUCUCGUGGCUAUGCAUACAAGUGCUAUGCUAUCCCGUUUUUUAAGAGAGUGAAACUUCAGAAAAAGGAGAAGAAGGAGACUACUGGUUCAUUCUCUUACCCUGUUAGUUACAGCCCCACUUUACCGGUGCAAAGGCCGGGAAAUGAUGCCCAGCUCCAUAUGUCAACAUCCUUUCCAUCUCUGGAUGACGGGGGCGACUCAUAUAUCAGGGAGCCCGAUGAGCCAGAGCCAGUCCUCAGGGAGAGUCCGUUUCCCUCUCGCUUCCCACGUUCAUACCCACAGUAUUUCUCGGAUGAGCCAGUAGCGAGCACUUCUGCUGCUGCUCCUCCCCGCUGUGGCAGUCCCGGAAGCCGCAGCAUCACCAGUAUCUUCUCUACACGGGCUUCUGCGCUGCCCCCUAGCAUCAUGGCCUCUGGCCAGCCUCCGCCACCUCCUCUGGAGACUAAACUUUCCACUUCAGGUGCCUGCUUCCCACCUGGUUUUGCUACAAGUUCACCAAUUGAACCACACAACAGUGUUUUGAAGUCAAAUUUCACUGAUGAACCUUCAGGCUGGUCUGUGGAAGAAGUGAUCAUGUUCCUGAAACAAACAGAUUCUCAGGCAAUAUCUCCCAUCGCUGACCUCUUCAGGAAACAUGAAAUCGACGGGAAGGCUCUGCUGCUCCUCUCGAGCGACAUGUUGAUCAAGUACAUGGGGCUGAAGCUGGGCGUGGCUGUGAAGCUAUGCCACAGCAUCGAAAAGCUUAAAGAAGAAGUCACCCAACAGAGUGGCUGCCAGAGUCGGACUCAGCUCCUCGAUGGCCACAGCCUGGCAGCCCUGACGUUGCAGAUCUCAGGCCUCCCAGCCCUCACAGGUCCUCCUGGUCUUGUGGUCCCUCCGUCCGUUGUUCCUGGAGAUUUCGGCCAGACGUGUCAGAAGUGUGAAGUUUCCUCCCUGUGGGCACUGCGAAGAAUUGAAAUGCCAAGGUUAAGGACCCAUGAGGGCGACCAGCAUGCUGAGGGCUCUCGAUCCGGAUUCAAGGCUGCAAACACCUUGCUGCACUGGCCUCAGGAGCACCCAGUGAUGGGCUGGGUGGGAGGGCAGAGUCCCCUGUGGCCCAUCCUUCGGGCCCUGUGA
Lepus europaeus (European hare) is the source of this 1425-nucleotide messenger RNA. It is a transcript of the gene SCML1, whose product is annotated as Scm polycomb group protein like 1. Lineage: Eukaryota; Metazoa; Chordata; Mammalia; Lagomorpha; Leporidae. The record is from RefSeq and is a predicted model, not a curated record. The transcript is spliced from 9 exons. Gene Ontology annotation, molecular function: protein binding. The coding region runs from base 1 to 1425 and encodes 474 amino acids.